AUGAGCAAAUACAAUACGUUCGAGAGAUGUGAGAGCCUCGAGCUCGAGUCCGAGGAUCGGGACUUGUCUUCUAUCUCCCCCGAGGACGGCAAAUUCGCGGCGCUUCGGGCUCUCAAAAUCACAGGUGGGAUGAAGAGCAUCAUAAUCCCACUUCUCGAACGCACAGCGUUUGAUGUGCAGCAUCUAAUCAUAGCCGGCGAACAUCAACAACUGGCAAAACGGCUCCCAAGCCUACCGCUUAGAGUAUCCAAACUCGAGCUCGACCAAUGUUCUUACGAGAUACUGUCACUCUCUUCCACUCUCCCAUCUCUUCAGUCUCUUCACGUACCGCGCCUACCUGCUCGAGCGGAGGCAUCGGCACCGAACCUGACCCACCUCAGGGUGACCGAACUCGAUUUGACGGCGCUUGCAGCGCUCUCGAUCUCGAAACAGCUGGAGUACCUAGAGAUCGACCGCUUUAGCGACAACGUCCUCACCUCGAUUCGCCUCCCCUGUCUCAAGCGCCUCCAGUUCAACGGUACUCGGACGCUCCACUGGGGACCGAUUUUUUCACCUUUGACCCAGAUCGAAGCACCUGCGCUUAUCUCGCUCCACAUUGGAUACCCAACCGGUGGCAUGGGCGGUGUACAUAACCUUCUUAAAGACACCGUUAGCCGUCCGACAUAUCAGCUAUCGCCACUCGAGCUCACACUUCAGAUGGCACUCACACCAGAGACUAUUGAAGACGUGUUGGUUCAGUCGCCUCGCGUUCGCAAGUUGUACUUGACGUUUCAUGCAGUAUACCAACCAUGGAAUGAUUUGGCAUACUCGCUCACAAAACAGACGCGUAGAGACGCGAACAAGAGCUUCGAGCUGUGCCCGAACCUUGAAGUUUUGGAGAUUGAACUCGGGUGGCUACCGGGGAACGAAGAAGAGAGGCAGGAAUGGGCCGCAUAUGCUCAACGUAUCAUGGAUAGUCGUCGGCGUGAUGAUAUGAGGGCGGUCACAAUCAUUUUGAAGAAUGGCAGCACCGUAGUGGCCAAAUAG
Molecule: messenger RNA, 1026 nt
Organism: Serendipita indica DSM 11827
Lineage: Eukaryota; Fungi; Basidiomycota; Agaricomycetes; Sebacinales; Serendipitaceae
Source: the annotation of a GenBank genome assembly